Messenger RNA from Armigeres subalbatus, 2259 nucleotides. Its product is annotated as luciferin 4-monooxygenase-like. NCBI's taxonomy places the organism in Eukaryota, Metazoa, Arthropoda, Insecta, Diptera, Culicidae. Bases 187 to 1815 code for a protein of 542 amino acids. The record is from RefSeq and is a predicted model, not a curated record. Gene Ontology annotation, biological process: long-chain fatty acid metabolic process; fatty-acyl-CoA biosynthetic process. Gene Ontology annotation, molecular function: long-chain fatty acid-CoA ligase activity. The transcript is spliced from 3 exons.
GAAAAGACUAUCACACGCUAACAUCAAUUAAAACCAGUUUAUCUGCUCUGGCAUACAUACCGUACACCUAGUUCAAUCACAUCUUCUUGAGUGAAAUCUUAUCACCCGUAUCACCAGCUGUUGGACAAUUCAGUCUCUCGUUACAUUAGCAGCGGAGUGGUUUCAAUUACUUUUCAUCGGAAAAUCAUGUCUUCUAAAUCGGAUAGUAACGAUCCCAAUGUUAUAUACGGUGGUCCGCUUCCAGCGGCAUACAACCGCGGUUGCCGUUCACUUGGAGAAUUGAUCAUAAAAGAGUUGUCACGGGAACCGGACAAGGUGGCACUCGUAAAUGGAGUCACCUGUUUGCAGCUGACCAACGGAGGCAUUCUGGAGCAAUCGUUGGCCAUCGCGGAACAAUUGAACGAGUUUGGGGUGGGUCGCAAUGAUGUCGUGGCCAUAGUGAGCGAAAAUCGAUUCGAGUAUCCGAUCGCGAUCUACGGUGCGCUCUUUCUCGGAGCAGCUGCAGCGCUCUUCAAUCCAGGUUACUCAGAACGCGAGAUGGAACACGCUAUCAGGCUGGCAAAACCGAAAGUCAUCUUUGUUUCAGCGCAAUCCAACCUGAGGGUUCAGAAAGCCUGCUUGAAAAUUAGAAGACCUGUUAAGUUUAUUCACUUCGACAAUGGUACCGGUGGGCGAUCAUGGCAAGAUUGUUUGGAAGGCUCCAAUCGUCGGCAUACUCUGUCUGAUUUUACUCCCGAUUCGCUAAAAUUAGACAACCAUGUGGCGUUGAUUGUAAUGUCUUCGGGAACAACCGGACUGCCGAAAGCAGUGCAAAUCACCCAACGUAAUGUGCUGACAACAAACUUUUUUCUGGAAACAUUUUUGAGCAAAAUAAGUACCGAUCAAGAGGAGCUGGUAGCAGUAGAUAUUCUGCCUUGGUUUCACGUCGCAGGUGGAGUCACCAUGAUCAAUUGCUUGCUCAACGGGAUGCGACUUGUUUAUCUACCAAAGUAUGUCCAACGAACUUACUUGGCGUGUAUCGAAAAAUAUCGACCCAACACAUUGAACAUGGUUCCACCGAUUGCCGUGUUUCUUGCCAAAAACGCUAUGGUGGAUGAAUACGAUCUCUCGUCUGUCAAAACGAUUAUUAGUGGUGCCGCUCCUUUGAGCCGAGAGGUUGAGGAUUUGAUCCGAUCUCGUUUGAAGGUGUCUUCGGUGCGCCAGGCUUUUGGCAUGAGUGAAACGACCUUAGCGAUCCUUGCCCAAGUAGAUGAGCAGAACAAACCGGGCAGCGUUGGCAAAAUACGAGAAGGUCAGUGGGUCAAGGUGAUCGACACGGAAACGGGGCGAUCGCUGGGCCCAUUUCAGAACGGAGAACUUUGCUUCAAAGGUACUUUGAUUAUGAAGGGAUACAUUGGGCAAGAGCAAGCGUUUGAUGAGGAUGGAUGGUUACGCACAGGAGACGUCGGAUAUUACGAUAAUGAACAAAACUUCUACAUUGUCGAUAGGUUGAAAGAAUUGAUUAAGUACAAAGCAUUCCAAGUUCCUCCAGCUGAGUUAGAGGCAGUCUUGCUAUCGCACUCAAAGGUUAAGGAUGCAGCUGUAAUUGGCAUACCGGACGACAAGGCUGGAGAACUACCCAUGGCUUUUAUAGUGCCUGCUGACGGCGAACAGAUAAACGAACAGGAAAUAAUCAAAUUUAUGAAUGGUCAGAUGUCAGUACAAAAACAGCUUCACGGAGGGGUACGAUUUAUCAAAGAAAUACCGAAAACCGCUAGUGGUAAAAUUCUCCGCAGAACGCUUCGUGAAUUGGCCAAAAGCAAAUCCAAACUUUAAUUCUAGCUAACGGUUUUUCAUCAAUUAUUUUAAAAUAAACUAUAUUUCAGCCACACUAAAAAUGGGGCGUACUUUUUCUACCGAAACGGUUAGCUAAAACACAAAAGUAAUUAGUAUUUCCUGUGGUAUUUAGUUCAACGCAAAACAGCAUAAAAAAAUCCAGAAUCGACAAAUCUCCCUUCAAUUGUCACAAUUUGAAUACAUCAGAGCAAACCAAAAAUAGCGCACCAAAGCCACAGUCUUACAAAUGGACCGUAAAAAUGCUUUCUUCCUGAUGAAAUUGUGCGAGAACGAUGAGUGUCUCUUGCGUUAGGAAUGACUCUCGAGUGCCUACGGCCGCCUACCAUCGUUGCUCUGGUGCCAGGCAUUUUGUAAGUCAACAGGAUAGGAAACGGAGUGCUAAUGCGAAAUGGUAUUUCCUUCCGUUGGACAUUUUCCUACUAG